AUGGAAAACCAUAGAAACAUCUCAGAAUUUAUUCUUCUAGGACUUUCUUACGGUUACAACAUGAAGAUAUUUUGCUUUGUGUUCUUUUUAUUCUGUUACAUCAUCCUAUUGGGAGGAAACCUUCUCAUCAUUAUCUCUGUUCACUGCAGCCCGCUGUUUAAUCAACCAAUGUACUAUUUCCUUAUCUACUUAUCUACUAUGGACAUCUUCUAUACCUCCACUGUUACUCCCAAAUUAAUUGGUGACUUGCUAGUGGAAAGAAAGACCAUUUCCUAUAGCAACUGCAUGUUACAGAUCUUUACCAUGCACUUCUUUGGAGGGAUUGAGAUCUUCAUUCUUGUUGCCAUGGCUUAUGACCGCUGUAUUGCCAUCUGCAAACCCCUCCACUACAUGCUCAUCAUGAGCAGGACAAGGUGCAACCUCCUGGUCUUAGCCUCCUGUGCUGGUGCGUCAAUUCAUGCCAUUCCUCUUUUUAGUAUAGCAAUGAGUUUGCCAUUCUGCGGGCCAAGUGAAAUUGAUCAUUAUUUCUGUGAUGUUUUCCCUUUGCUUAAAGUGGCUUGCACUGAUACCCACAUGAACGGUGUCUUGAUAAUUGCCUUCUCGGGUAUAUUGUCCUUAGUUGUUUUCAGCAUCUUAUUGAUUUCCUAUGGCAUUAUAUUGUUCUCUUUAAGGAAUCAGUCAGCAGAGGGAAGGCAGAAAGCCCUCUCUACCUGUGGGUCUCAUAUCACUGUGGUCAUCUUGUUUUUUUCACCUGCUAUCUUUGUUUACCUUAGACCUCCGACUACAUUCCCUGAGGACAAAAUAUUGGCCCUAUUUUAUACCAUCAUUGCUCCUAUGUUCAAUCCCCUAAUCUACACUCUGAGAAACACAGAGAUGAAAAACACACUGAAAAAGGUGUGGUGUCAAACAUUCCUUUCUAAAGAAGCACACAACUAG
Messenger RNA from Sorex araneus (European shrew), 936 nucleotides. Its product is annotated as olfactory receptor 4P4-like. Lineage: Eukaryota; Metazoa; Chordata; Mammalia; Eulipotyphla; Soricidae. The record is from RefSeq and is a predicted model, not a curated record. Gene Ontology annotation, cellular component: membrane. Gene Ontology annotation, molecular function: G protein-coupled receptor activity; olfactory receptor activity. The transcript has a single exon. Bases 1 to 936 code for a protein of 311 amino acids. Gene Ontology annotation, biological process: G protein-coupled receptor signaling pathway.